Messenger RNA from Penicillium griseofulvum, 3645 nucleotides. Its product is annotated as SH3 domain protein. The record is from RefSeq and is a predicted model, not a curated record. Gene Ontology annotation, molecular function: protein binding. NCBI's taxonomy places the organism in Eukaryota, Fungi, Ascomycota, Eurotiomycetes, Eurotiales, Aspergillaceae. The coding region runs from base 1 to 3645 and encodes 1214 amino acids. The transcript is spliced from 3 exons.
AUGUCAGGUCCGCCCUUUACGGUUCGCUCGGUCUUCGAGUAUGUUUCGGACCACGAUGACGAUCUCAACUUCCCGAUCGGUCAAAUCGUGACCGUCACCGCCCUAGAGGACGAUGAUUGGUACUACGGUGAAUACUCAGACGCCCAGGGGGUCAAGAAGGAGGGCAUAUUCCCGAAAAACUUCGUUGAGAAAUAUGAGCCUCCGGCCCCUCCGAGACCAUCUCGACCCAGACCCAAAAAAGAGCCCGAGCCAGUGCCAGUGGAGUCCCCCGUGGUCGAAAGCAAGCAGGCUGAGCCCGAGCCCGAACCAGAGGUGCAGCCCACAGAGGAAGAUCAUGAGAUUACAUCUUCGCAGUCGCCUCUCCCCCAGUCUCCUCCUCUAUCUGCGAGUGCGCCUAUAGCAGAAGCUGUAUCCCCACCCUCGCAGCCGGCAAAGGCGCCCGCUCCCGUACCUCCCGUGGCCCCAACUGAAUCCGCAGCCAAGGCACCCUCAAAACCUGCGCCUCCAGCCGUAGCGGAGAAACCCUCGGGGUCGUCGUUCAGGGAUCGCAUUGCUGCAUUUAACAAGCCCGCAGCAGCACCCGUUACCCCGUUUAAACCGGGCGGUUCCCAGCCAUCCUUCGUCAAGAAGCCUUUCGUCGCACCACCUCCUAGCCGGGACGCCUACAAGCCUCCACCGAGAGAACCUGCACCCAAGAUCUACAAAAGAGACGAGGAUCCCGAUGUGAAGGAACAAAUUGCCCGCGAGCCCCCGGUUUCUGAAAGCCGGCCUGCUCCGAUUCAAGGCGGCGAAGAGGGCGCCGAGGACCAGCCCAAGCCAACUAGUUUGAAAGACCGAAUUGCAUUGCUCCAGAAGCAGCAAUUAGAGCAAGCUCAGCGUCAUGCCGAAGCAGCUCAGAAGAAAGAAAAGCCCUCCCGCCCUGCUCCUAAGAAGUCAAUGGAUGAACCUGUUGCUCCUGCAGCCCUUGAUGAGGAACAGGAGUCACCGUCUGUUGAAGAAUCGUCGGCCGCCCGAGAUCCUAGUGUUGAUACACUGAGGGCCACGGCUCCUUCACAGCCUGCUGCUCCGUUCUCGCCCACACAAGAAGUCGCGAGUGACGCCAAUGAUGCCGACUACUCGGCUGCUGCGGACUCCGAAGAUGCAGGUGAAACGUCCACUGGUAAGGAUGAUGAGGAAGAUGAGCCUCAGCCUCGUCCCGUCGCCCAGCGUCAACAGUCGACUCGCACAGUCGAGCAAACUGCUGAGGCAGAUGCUGAAGAUCAGGGCAAUGCAGAAGAAGAGGAGGAGGAGGAGGAGGAGGAAAUGGAUCCUGAAACCAAGCGCAGAAUGGAACUGCGCGAGCGGAUGGCCAAGAUGAGUGGCGGCAUGGGUAUGAUGGGUCUCUUCGGCCCGCCUGCCGGAGGUAUGCCAGGCAUGUCUGGUGCCGGUGGUGUUCGCAAGCCCAAGACUCCCGGUGAGUCAGAGAAGAGGCUUGCAGAGCCCGAAUCUGAGCCCACCUCCCCGGCCAAUGCCCCCCCAGUGCCUAUGAUUCCCCUCCCUGGAAUGCACGUGGCUAGCAAGCCGGUACCUUCUUCUACUGAAGUGGAGAAGGAAGUGGAGGAGCCUUUAGCAACUCCACUCACGGAACAACACUCUGCACUCGAGACGCCAGACGUCGAGGAGGUCAUCCACGAGGGUGCGCUGCCUCGUGCUUCUAUUGAUCGUCCGGUCCCGGCUCCCCCAUCCCAAGAUCAUUCGGCUCCACCUCCACCUCCUCGAGAGUCAAGGCCCGUCCCGACUGUUCCAGGUGAGCCACCGGCUUCCCCUCCGCCAGUUCCUGGAGCCCGACCGGUUCCUCCUCUACCACGGCCCACCACUGCCGAUAAGGGUGACGAGUCCGAUGAUGAAUUGUCGGUGCACACAUCUAGUCUGUCUUUGAAUACCUCAGCUGCUCCACCAGCUGUGCCUGCACCUGCGAUACCUGAUCAGAUUGACUCUCGCCGUGCCGAAACAUAUGACCCCGUGCCCUCUACGGCUUCAACCCCUGCAGCUGAGAAGAGAGCUAGCCGUGUACCACCUCCUAUUCCUGUCAAUCCACCCAUGCCACCAUCGUCGCAAGGCCGCGCUCCCCCUCCACCGCCUCCGGAUCAGCUUCGUCGCCGAUCUACCGCUGAUAGUCGCAUGAGUGCGUUGUCCCCUGCUCGACAGGCUGGAGAAGAAGCGGAAGGAGAGGUUACUGAAUAUGAUGGAGAUUACGACACUGAUAUCGCAUCGGGAGUGAAACACAAGGAUGCUCUGAAAGCCCACGAACGUGACUCCAGUCUUGACGAGGGUAUUACGACCGAUGACCAUUCUAUUCAGUCCCCGCGCAGCCCCCAGGAAUCCCGGCAUCCCCCUCCUCCUCCACCUACGGCUCCCAGAGCAGUUCCGCCUCCGCCCCCAAACCAGCCGCCCCGAAAUGCACGUGCGUCUAUUGACACACCCAGGGGGCCGCCUCCUCCUCCCCCGCCCCGAGAGCUAGUUAGCGAUGACGAUGAUGUUGAGUAUGACCCUUUCAACUACUCCGCUCCCCGACAUGGUCUUCCCACAUCUCCGCCCCUCCCGCACGGCCGCCCAGAGGCUCCUCCUCCUCCCCCACCGCAACAAGCAGCCGAUGGAUACGACGAUCUCUAUGAUGCACCCCCUGUACAAAGCCCGGUAAAAGAAAGACCCUCCCCUUUGCAUGAGAAGCGUCUUUCACUGGCUCCUCUGCCUCCGCAAAGCCAGGCUCCGGGGUUGCCAUCUCCGUCCACAGCCCGAACCCAGCGGGCAUCUAUGGAUCUUCUCAGAAAUCAGCCUAACGUUCGUCGGUCUAUGGAUGUUUCUCGUCCAUCUAUUGACCAAGGCUACCAAGGCUACAUUGCCACUGAUGUUGAUUUCGCCGAGUAUACCCUCUGGUGGACCAAACCAAACACUCCGCCUCCAGCUUUCCAGAAUCGCAGUGAUCUGCUUUUCGAGAUCGAGGAAACCGCAUCCACGAACCGCGGUGGCAAAACUACAGUCUCGAAGGAUGUAUACAUCCUGUUCCUCGAUUACUCUCAGACAGUCUUGAAUGUUCAAUUCGACCCUAAGAACCCUGCGGAUGUUUCCUUCGAGCAGCGUCAUGAACCCCCGCCGCUCCCGCUUCGCCAGGACCAGCUUGAGCAGGCCCAUAUUCAGCUCGGAACGCGAAUCUCGGAAGCUGUCAACUCGAUCCAAAACUCUACUGUUGGGGAUGGCACUCCGUUCGGGCUGGUCCAGUAUCUUCUCAGCCCUCUUUCCGACGCACUACUUCCCGUGGGGACCCGCGGAUAUGGUGCCUCGGUUUAUUCCAACCUAGCCAAUGCCUCUGUGACUCAGAACGACGAAAUCCGCGCCGGUGACAUUGUCAGCUUCCGCAACGCCCGAUUCCAGGGCCACCGCGGCACCAUGCACCAGAAGUACAGCGCGGAGGUUGGAAAGCCCGACCACGUUGGCAUCGUGGUCGAUUGGGAUGGCACAAAGAAGAAGAUCCGAGCCUGGGAGCAAGGCCGCGAGAGCAAGAAGGUCAAGAUGGAGAGCUUCAAGCUAAACGACCUCCGCAGUGGCGAAUGCAAGGUCUGGCGAGUGAUGCCCCGUAGCUGGGUGGGCUGGGAAGCCAGCAAGUAA